Molecule: messenger RNA, 2578 nt
Organism: Penaeus chinensis
Lineage: Eukaryota; Metazoa; Arthropoda; Malacostraca; Decapoda; Penaeidae
Gene: Hinfp
Product: histone H4 transcription factor-like
Exons: 10
Coding region: 141-1652 (503 amino acids)
Biological process (GO): regulation of transcription by RNA polymerase II
Cellular component (GO): nucleus
Molecular function (GO): RNA polymerase II transcription regulatory region sequence-specific DNA binding; DNA-binding transcription factor activity, RNA polymerase II-specific
Source: RefSeq, a predicted model, not a curated record
GCGCAAACUAUGACUCCCUCCAUGCGGCUCUCGUCCACUCUGGCAUCACCUUCAACGACUCGGUGGCACAGAAGGAGAAUGAGGAGGCAGUGGACGACCCUGCAGGACAGCCGGGAAACCAGAAUGUGAAUCUUACUGUCAUGCAGAAUGCACAGCCGCAUUAUCCAGUUGUGCCAAACCAGCCAGCGCUGCCCCAGGAACAGAGCGCACCCCACAAGAAGAAGAAGCAGACCACCCUCAAGGAGCACAUGAAGAAGAUCGUCAUGAAGUGCGAAUGGAACAUGUGCCACAGCGUCUUCUACAAGAUGGAGCCGUUUGUGGCUCACGUUGCAGAACAUUGCACCUGUACAAAGGAUCAUCUGACGGGUGACGGUUAUGUGUGUUACUGGCGGGAGUGCGGCUUUGCGUGUCCAACCACCGAGGAGCUGGACCGUCACAUCUUCUUCCAUGCCUUUCACACAAAGAUCAAAAGUUUAGGGACUGUCGUUCUGAAGGAAAAGAAUUACCAUUGUUCUCUAGACUCCUCAGGAUGCAACAUGAUCCCAGAGAUUCCAGAGCCCUUCCAGUGCAUGUGGGAAGAUUGCAAGGUGUCCUUCGCCUCGGCACAAAAUUUCUACUGGCACGUCCAGAGCCACGUUGUGUGCUCCGACCCCAAUACAGACAAAGUGUACAAGUGUUUCUGGGAAGGUUGUUCGACGGUGUUCACCCAGAAGAUAAAGCUCAGAGACCACAUGAGAAGCCACACUCAGGAGAAGCUGGUGGGAUGCCCCAACUGCGGCAUGAUAUAUUCCUGCAACACCAAACUAUACGAUCAUUGCAGUCAGCAAAUUCCCUUUGAUAUGUUACACUACAAGUGCUCUCACUGCUCAAGAAAGUUUGGAACCGAGAGACUGCUUAGAGAUCACCUCCGGCAUCACAUUAACCUCUUCAAGUGUUCUGAGUGCGACAUGACCACCCCUUCCAAAUCAACCCUUGCAACUCAUUUCCGCUUCAGACACUCCAAAGAGAAGCCGCAUAAGUGUCCUCAGUGUGGCCGCGGGUUCAAACACACAUAUGACUUGGGUCGCCACAUGACCACACACUCUGACGAACCAGCGUAUGUGUGCCCGUAUGAAGAAUGUGAUUUUGCUGCAAAGGCAGUGACCACCUUAAUGAGACAUGUUAAAAGGAAACAUAAUGGAAUGAUGGAGAAGCCAUACCUGUGUCACAUAUGCAACACAAAGUAUGAUGUAGGAUACCGCCUCUCCAAACACCUUAUGCAAGUUCACAAUUUUCAUUGUCCAUCUGGGCAUAGUAGAUUCAGGUACAUCCAAGAUGAAGAUGGCUACUACCGCCUCCAAACAGUCCGCUAUGAGAGUAUAGAACUAACGCAAGUAAUGGCAAAUGAAUUGGGGGAAGAGAAUCUGAACGAGCAAGCUGCAGAUUCGCCGCAGGUUGUGAACUCCCCUGCGACAACAGUCUCAGCUUGCGAGGGAGAGAGUAGCCCCAGCGGGGAGCAUGGAGGGGUUCCUCUUACACCCAGGUCGUUCAAUGAAGUGCAGGAGAAUUCAAAGGAACUUCAAAAGCGCAUCAAUCUCAAGCCACCGAGCAUAGACAAGCAGAUGGCAAACGAAGACAUCAUCUUACCCUUAGAGUACUCUGGGCACUCUUAAUAACAAGCAGAGGAGCCUUAUAUCAGUACAUUCCUUUGUUUCUGCAGUCACACAUUUGAGGCCAAAAAUGUGAAAGGAAGUCUGGGGGGCUACCAGUGAAAAAAUUGUUUAUCAGAUUGUGCUUGAGAAACAUUGUAUGAAAUGACAAGUAUUAUUGUUGUACUUGCAAUGUUAUUUUGAAUUUUGUUACUCAGUUUUUGUUGUUAUGUCACUGUAUCUUUUCAGCUAUUUUUUUUUUUUUUUUUUUUUUUUUAAGAAAGGCCAAUUUAAAAAUAUAUACAAAAUUUUAGUUUUAUAGGCUAAUAUAUCUGGUUUUAGUGUCCUGAAAGAAAAUAUCUUUUAUAUUUAGGCUUUUAUUCAGUGAUGUGACAAGCACUUAUUUGUCCUUUUAUUUUUUUUCUGUUUUAAUAUUUAAAACAGAAAAUCCUCCCAUUCACCAACAAAGUAGAUUCAUUUACAAAUACAGUGAGGUUCAUAUGAGAAUUUUAAAAGCUCAUUACAAAAACUAACUUUACAUGGCUGGAAUUUUCAUGCAUGAAAAUUAGACAAGAAAAAUGCUGUGUCAUUUGUUUGGAAAAUAAUGUAAAUCCAACGUGAUGCCAAUUACAAACACGAGAGCAAAAUAAACUUGUUUACUUUAGCAAACUAGACACCCAUUACAAAGCAGAUGCUUCUGUAUGUGAAAGACAUUGUGAGAGAAUUUAGUAAAUUUGAAAUAAAGUGUGAAAGUAAUUAGCAAAAGGAUUUUUUCCUUGCUUUGAUAUUCAGGACUAAUAUCUAGAACAAGAGUUUUACUUUAAGCAAAAGUUGCAGUUUCAUAUAUUUGUAAUUAUUUGUCAGGUCAGGUAAUUGUUUCCCCAGCUAAUGUGAUAUUAGUGAAGUAGUACAUGAUAUGUCACUGCUUGCAAAAUAAAGCAAAAUGUGAA